Molecule: messenger RNA, 5158 nt
Organism: Aedes albopictus (Asian tiger mosquito)
Lineage: Eukaryota; Metazoa; Arthropoda; Insecta; Diptera; Culicidae
Gene: Hr3
Product: probable nuclear hormone receptor HR3
Exons: 13
Coding region: 2003-5017 (1004 amino acids)
Biological process (GO): regulation of transcription by RNA polymerase II
Cellular component (GO): nucleus
Molecular function (GO): RNA polymerase II cis-regulatory region sequence-specific DNA binding; zinc ion binding; nuclear receptor activity
Source: RefSeq, a predicted model, not a curated record
AUCUAGCGGUUCUGUCGGUUUGUUCGCUUCCUAGUUCUCGUCCCGGAGUCCCGCGGAGUCAUCCGACGAGCAGUGGUUUCGCGUUCCGUCUUUCUUCUUUCGGAAGUUGGCGAAGAUAUUUAUUGUGUUGGAAGUUUGCGCGAAGACGACGACGGAGAAUUGAAGCAAUUACGGAAGCAGCAGUGAGCGAACUGUUAUUCAGCCAACCUACAGUUUUGUUUGGGCUUGGUGGGAAAGGUUGUGACCUCUCCCUAUCUACGGUUUCUGGUGACGGGAAUGAAGAUUGGAGGGCUUUGACCAGGAUUUACGGGGAAGAAUUCCACUCCGAUGCGAUUCUGAAGCAGUUCAGCGGAAAGAAACGUGUCGUUCUCAGUUUGUAUAUAGUUGUGGUAUUUCUCUCGCUCUAUAAUGGGAUUCGUUUGAAGAGUUAAUUGAAGCUUUGAAGAUAAGUGAGGAAAGUUGAUAAGAAAGUGUAGAAACAAAUCGCCUGCCGCGGGAAUACACAUUAGAGAGCAGCAGCGAACGCGUAAAGUUGAAGUCAGAUGUGCAAAAAGCCAAAUUUAAAAGGUUGUGCAAGUGCUAUUCAGCUUCGCUGCGAAGAAUAGACGGAGAAACGACCGACGACAGUCGUCGUCGUCGUCAUCGGGUUGAUCUGUUGUGAAAAUGAGCGCAAAGGAAGAGUGCGAAAAUUUCCGAUCAGAUCAAACAGACCAGUAGCCAGCGGCAGCAGUAAAAAAAGAACGAAAUUUUCAUGAAAAAUGGAUAGGUUCAAUGACACGAGAGUGAGAAGCAAACACACAAGCUCAGCAGUGAAAAGAAAGAAAAAAGCAAAUAAGCUUUGAAACCAAUGUGGAAAAGUGCAUCGACGGCUCCCGAAAAGAUCCAAUGCGAUCCUGAGAAGAUGUAAAACCAAACGAAUUCAACUGAUACUCAGUGUGCGAUAAUAUUUGUCCAAGUGAUUAGAAGAAGCUGGAUACGAGGCUUCAUCGCAGUGAGCGGUGUGCUAUGAGUGCACCCUAAAAACCACAAGCCUUCUACGAUCUGUGUGUUAUCCCCCAAGGGGAAAGUUCGGUUUCAAGCCCGACACGUGUGCCCAACUGUGCUGGUGACGUUCACGGAAAAAAAAUAGUUUAUUUAUGCAAACCAAUAUCAGUCAGAUUUAUAAAUAUUUAAUCACUACCUGUUUAAACAUACAAGAAAAACGACAACUGUAAUAAUUACUGCCCCGAAAAAAAAAUAUAAAACAAAUUGUUCGGCUCACUGCAUGCGUGUGUGAUUAAACCAAACGGAAUAUCAACGAGCCCGAAAAGGAAAAAAAAAAAGAGCACGGCAUCAACGCAACAAAUCGAACGGAAUGAAGUCCCGUGUUUAAUUAAAAUCGAAAUUUACAUAAAUUCACAGGAUCUGCCACAAUCGUAGGAGUUAAUUGGAUACGUAAACACUGGAGGAGCAUUGCUCGGUUCGGAAACCGGCGUGGUGUUUGCUUUCGUAGAGACGAGAACGUGUGAUAAGCGGAUUACCGCGGAAGGGGAAGUGUUUUGUGAACUCGCGACCCGUUGACGUUAUCCACACGGGAGCAAACCGUUGGGGUGGGUCGUGAAAAGUGAAGAUUCGUGCCAUCAUCCUAGUCUCUUGGAGUGGUUUGACUAGUCGCGAGGGUUAUAGAAAUUGUACAGUGCCCCGGAGCCGCUUCGGGGCGUCAACGCGUGUUUCCAGAGUGCGUAUUCUUCGUCUAGUCGACACUAUUCGACCACCGGAAGCCAGCAGUCGGGCAGUUAAGAUGACUGUGGAAUGCAUUGAGGACUUGUAUCCUACCUAAUCCCGAAGUUUGAGUUGGACGAUUGUGUGAGUGCAGGGCACUCCGGAAGUGACGAUUUUUUAAAACGGAUUUUCAAGGACGUUAGCGUGGAAGUAACCAAAAGCAGUGAGCAAGAGUGUGUGUGCGAGUGAUCGAGGGAAGUAAGAGGGCGUGUGUGCGAAUCAGCUGAGCGAUCGACAAGUGAUGGAUAGCGAAUUCACCGAGUUCUUCAACCAGACCUGGAAUAGUAAAUUUCAAGGCAACCGAGCAGUUCUCAACGGUGGCGAUGGGGGAGAUACGACGGGUGGCGGUGGAGGAGGACCAACCGGAAGCGGUCUUGGCAUAUUUAGCGGAGCUUCCGCAGCAGCUAUGGCUGCUGCUCCAAAGCUUUCAUCGAGAUUGACUCAACCGCCUCCGCAGCAUCAACAAACGCAGCAGAACUCUCUAGCCAACAACUCCUCCUCCGGUGGAACACAGAACAACAGCAGUUCCAUGCUCGCCGACACCCGGCACUUUCUCAACGAGAUCGCCAACAGUCACAAGAGCCUGCAACAGCUCCACCAGCAACAUAAUCAAAACAAUAGAAACCUAUUUACAACCACAAGCAUAGCAGCUGCCGCAACGACUGAAUUACGUGAUACAAAUCUAGGGCCUUUAAGAAAUACCAGUAGUAGCAGUAGCAGUAGUAAUACCAACACUAGUAGCAGUAACAACAGUAGUAAUAGUCUGAACAACAAUAGUCAUAGCUUUACUCGUGAUACCCGAGAGUUCCCGAAGCUCAGCCAUAGACUGAUGCAGCCGUUGAACGGCGUCGAAGGCGGAACGUCCUCCGGUGGGGGCACCGCCGCUAGUGCCACUGCCACCGCCAGCAACGCUCGGCACCAAUCCUCUUCUUCGUCGACAGCCACCGGUACCGGUACCGGUACCUCCAUGAUGAAUCAGCAGGAUUUCCAAGCGUUCUGCUCGUCGCUGACGGCGGCGGCCGCUUCCGGGGAUCUGGCCGAUAGCACCACUCCACCGCCGCAGGCGGCUAAUGGAGGUGGUGGAUCGUCAUCCGGGUCGUCACUCAGUAGCAACAGUUUGCUGGCGGCAGCUGCGGCCGUGGCUGCCGCUGCAGCCGGUGGCGAUCUGGGGUCCGGGGAUCUGCUGGGACUGGGCGGAGGACAUCCGCACGAGAAGAAGCCACCCAAUUCGAUUCGAGCGCAAAUCGAGAUCAUCCCCUGCAAAGUGUGCGGCGACAAGUCGUCCGGCGUCCACUACGGUGUGAUAACCUGCGAGGGAUGCAAGGGCUUCUUCCGGCGGUCGCAGAGCUCCGUCGUCAACUACCAGUGCCCCCGGAACAAGCAGUGCGUCGUCGAUCGGGUCAACCGGAAUCGGUGUCAGUACUGCCGGCUGCAAAAGUGCCUAAAGCUGGGAAUGAGCCGCGACGCGGUCAAAUUCGGUCGGAUGUCCAAAAAGCAGCGGGAAAAGGUCGAAGACGAAGUGCGGUUUCACCGAGCGCAGAUGCGAGCCCAGAGCGAUGCGGCGCCCGACAGUUCCGUAUUCGACACCCAAACGCCCUCGAGUAGUGACCAGCUCCACCACGGUGGCUACAACGGAUAUGCGUACAACAAUGAAGUUGGCUAUGGCAGUCCGUACGGCUAUUCGACGUCCGUUACACCUCAGCAGACGAUGGGCUACGACAUCUCGGCAGAUUACGUGGAUAGUACAACAACUUAUGAACCUAGAAGUACGAUAAUAGACUCAGAUUUCAUAAGUGGACACAACAAAGACGGCUCACCAAAUCAUCGAGCAAUAACGCUGAACGACAUUCGUUUGGCACGAGUUCAACAGACUGCAACGACCACCUCCAGCAGCGGCAAUCCCACUGGAGGCGGUGUUCAACAACCCCAACCGCAACAACCAGGUCAACAGCAGCAGCAGCAGUUGGCCCAGCAACAGCAGAAUCCAAAUCAGCAAACAGCAAUAACCACGCUCCAGAGUCAAACCUCCGGCACCGCUAACAACAACAAUAACAACAGCACAAAUAGUACAAUUAUCACCAUCAAGCAGGAGCAGCUGACGAGCGUGGACAGUCUGGUGGGAAGUUUCGUAGACUCGACGACCUUCCUGCCUUCGCCAACCAGUCAACAGCAGCAGCAGAUGGUCAAUCCCAACAUGCUGCCGACUGCUGCUGGCACUACCGGACCCACCGGUAUGUCCCAAACCGUUGUCUCCGGUUCAGACGUGACAACAGGUAACAGCAUAAGGCGUAGCGACUGUUGCCAGCAGAAUCCGGUGUCCUCGGUUGGCAAUGGUGGCUCCAACGGAGGAGCUGGGGCAGGUGGAGGCGGCGGUGGAGGAGGGGUCGAUGCUAUUGGUGGGUUGCCCCACUCGCACCACCCCAGCCAGAACACUCCGGUUUCGUUCGGCGAGGACGACAGCUCCUGUGAUUCGCACAGCAAAUGGGCCGAAGGCGACAUCAACGACGUGUUGAUAAAGACCCUAGCGGAAGCGCAUGCCAAUACCAACCACAAGCUGGAAAUUGUGCACGACAUGUUCCGAAAGUCGCAGGACGUCACCCGCAUUCUGUACUACAAAAACAUGAGCCAAGAGGAGCUGUGGCUAGACUGCGCGGAGAAGCUGACGGCCAUGAUCCAGCAGAUCAUCGAGUUCGCCAAACUGAUACCGGGCUUCAUGCGGUUAAGUCAAGACGAUCAGAUUCUCCUGCUCAAAACGGGCUCGUUCGAGCUGGCGAUCGUGCGCAUGUCCCGACUGAUGGAUCUCUCAACCAACUCCGUCCUGUACGGGGACAUCAUGCUACCGCAGGAGGUGUUCUACACGUCCGACUCGUUCGAGAUGAAACUGGUGGCGUGCAUCUUCGAGACGGCGAAGAGCAUCGCCGAGCUGAAGCUGACCGAGACGGAGCUGGCGCUCUAUCAGAGUCUGGUGCUGCUGUGGCCGGAACGGAAUGGCGUCCGAGGCAAUACGGAGAUCCAGCGGUUGUUCGAGAUGAGCAUGUCGGCCAUACGGCAGGAGAUCGAGGCGAACCACGCGCCGCUCAAGGGAGACGUGACGGUACUCGAGAUUCUGCUGAACAAAAUCCCAACCUUCCGCGAGCUCUCCAUCAUGCACAUGGAAGCGCUGCAAAAGUUCAAGCAAGACCACCCGCAGUACGUAUUCCCGGCGCUGUACAAGGAGCUCUUCUCGAUCGAUUCCCAGCAGGACCUAAUGACAUAACAGGAUCAACCCCCACAACCGCAGCCAGCACUACCAGUAGCAUCCGCAACAACAACAACAGCUGUAUCCCAACAUCCAACCCAGCAGCAGCAGCUUCCAAAGCAAGAGCAAACCUCAGACCUCGUGCCGCUAUCUGUGUCG